Adineta steineri is the source of this 1848-nucleotide messenger RNA. Lineage: Eukaryota; Metazoa; Rotifera; Eurotatoria; Adinetida; Adinetidae. The record is from the annotation of a GenBank genome assembly.
AUGAUAACAAUGGAUCAUUCCGAACUUAUUCAAGAAAUGGUGCUGUUAGAAAAAAUGACAGCACAAGAACGACUUAAACAUGCUCGACGAAGACGACAACAACAACUUAAAAAUUGGCUUACGAGAGAAGGUUUAUCAAGUAAUGGUACAGUAAUAUCAAAUGGUAUAACAGCGAAACCAAUAAAACCACCAACUAAAUCAAGAAAAGUUUCAGUUAAAUUUCCUGAAAAUGUUGUUCUAUUAGAAGCUGCAGCACGUCAAGAUAUUGAAGAAGUUCGUAAUCUUCUUCAGUCCGGAAAAUAUAGUCCAAAUACAGCAAAUGAAGAUGGUCUUACACCAAUUCAUCAAUGUUCAAUUGAUAAUAGUGAAAAAUUAUUAAGAUUAUUAAUUGAAUAUGGUGGUGAUGUGAAUGCUAAAGAUCGUGAUCUAUGGACUCCAUUACAUGCUGCAGCGACUUGUGGUCAUCUACAAAUAUGUCGAAUUUUAAUAGAAAAUGGUGCUGAAUUAUUAGCUUUAAAUGCUGAUGGUAAUAUGCCAUAUGAUAUAUGUGAUGAUGAUACAACUCUUGAUUAUAUUGAAACACAAAUGGAUCGUAUUGGUAUUACACAAGAGAUGAUUGAUAAAACACGAACAUUAGUUGAAAAUCAAAUGUUAAUUGAUUUACAGAAUCUUGUUAAAAAAAAAUCUCAAGGAUCAUCACGUUCAAUUGAUGAUAUACUUUCAUAUCGAAAUGCUGAAGGUGUAACACCAUUACAUAUUGCUAGUGCAAAUGGUUAUCAAACAGUUGUAGAAUAUUUAUUAAAACAAUAUGUUUCAAUUAAUCUUCAAGAUAGUGAUGGAUGGACACCAACUCAUGCUGCAGCAUUCUGGUGUCAACAACCAAUUCUUACUCAAUUAAUUAAAGGUGGAGCAGAUAUUUAUGAAAAAUCACCUGAUGGUCGAUCAGCUCUUGAUCUAUGUGAAGAUCCUGAUUUACGUUCAUAUAUGAUUGAUUUACAAGAACAAAAUAUACGUAAUCAAGAAAAAGCUGCAGCAGCUGCGGCGGCUGCAGCUGCUCAACAAUUACAACAAAAAUUAAAUGGUCGUAGUCAAUUAAAUACAAAUUCUUUACCUAAUGGAAUAACAUCUCGUACGGGUAAUUUAUAUGAAUCACGUUCAAGUGUUUCAUCACCCUAUGGAAGUGGUUCAUCAUUAAAUCGAACAAGUUCAAUUCGUCGAGCAUCAAUACGUGAUCGUGAAAAAGUCAAAAAAUUAAAUGAAAACUUCCUUGAUGUUUUACAAGCACGUGAUAAAAUACAAGAAGAUGCUGAUGAAGGAACAGCAACAACAAAUGGUAUAACAACUAAUGGAAUAAUAUCACCUAUAAUAACAAAAAAAUCAUCACAUAAAGAAGAUCAUACGAAUAGUGUCACAACAACAGCAACAGAUUCAACUGUACGAGAACCAACAACAGUAAUUUCUACGAAAAAAUCACCCGCACCCAUUGCUGAUCAAACUUUACCUCCAUUAAAAGUUCCACCACCACUACCUUUACCAUUACCGUCACAAACACUACCACCACCAAAUCAAACGACUGCAGAUACAUUAAGUGAAGUAAAACGACGCCGUGAAGAACGACGUCGUGGAUUUGGUGGAUCAACAUCAAAUGUUCUUCCAACAGCAACUUCUUCACCUCUUCCAUUUCCUAAGACAGAUAUAAAUCAUAAUAAUACAAAACUAACCAAUGGUUAUCAUGGACCAAAUACAGAUAAUUCAUUAGAGAGAUAUGCUUCACCUAAACAAGUUCAAAUUCAUCAUCAUAUAACAGAUGAUGAUCAUGAGAAACGAAUUUGCUGUACUAUUUUGUGA